AUGUUGGAGAAGCGAAACUCUGCUGAACGCAGCAGAGGUGACACGGACGCCAGCAACAAGGACAUGGGCUCAACGCCCACAGGCGCAGGCGCAGGCGCAACGGCAGGGCCCGACGAAGCGGUGGUGGCUGCCGCAGAAGGAAAAGAAGCUUCCAUGCCGCAGGAGGUAAUACGCAAUUCAGCCCCGAACUCUACCCAGGAUGGCGGCUUUGCAGGAGACGACGAUGAGAAGCGAGUAUUCACGGGCGGUGGAAAUGAGACGAGGUCACCGUCGCCGUCGCCUUCGAAUUCAGACUGCGAGUCGCAUCGAGAUGGCGACGAGAAAGGUGGUCGCAAGGGAUUUAUUGGCGCGACGGUGGGAUUUCUUACGUGGACGCCGAGGAAGUUACGAUAUGAUCCCAAGAAUCCUCCGCAAUUCACGCUCGGGCUCAACUUUUUGUUCGCGGUUGCUGCGACGUUCACCGUCGCCAACCUGUACUACAACCAGCCGGUCCUCAACAGGAUCGCAGAGACAUUCAACGUCAGCUUCGAGAGGGCAUCAUCGGUCGCGACGCUGAUGCAAGCCGGGUAUGCAGCAGGCUUACUCUUCAUCUGCCCGUUGGGCGACAUGCUACGCCGACGACCAUUCAUCCUAGGCCUCAUCUGGGUGACAGCAAUGCUAUGGCUCGGUCUCUGCCUAACAAACUCCUUCCAAGCCUUCCUAGGCCUAUCCUUCAUCGUCGGCGCUACAACAGUAACACCACAACUCAUGCUCCCGCUCGUAGCAGACAUGGCACCCCCCGAACGCAAAGCAAGCUCCCUAUCCAUCACGACAUCAGGCCUCAUGCUCGGCAUGCUCAUCGCGCGGCUGCUCUCGGGAAUCGUGGCGAACUAUACCUCCUGGCGCAACAUCUACUGGUUCUCUUUCGGGGCGCAGAACUUGCUGCUCGUCCUGCUAUUCUUCUUCGUGCCGGAUUACCCGUCGACAAACCCGGACGGGCUGAAUUACUUUAGAGCGCUGUGGACUAUUGUGACGAUGUUGUUUACGGAGCCGAUACUGGUACAGGCGUGUCUGAUUGGGUUCUUCAUUAGUUCCAUCUUUACGUCCUUUUGGACGACGUUGACGUUUCUGUUGGCUUCGCCGCCGUAUGAGUACCCCUCCAUCACGAUCGGCUUGUUCUCGCUGAUUGGUAUCGCCGCGAUUUGUGGUGGGCCGGUGUAUGGGCGUCUCAUCAUGGAUCGAUAUGUGCCGUGGCUAUCCUCUGUGCUCGGGCAGACGGUCAUCCUCAUCGGGUGUAUCAUUGGUGCUUUCACGGGUACCUUUACCGUUGCUGGACCCGUGAUCCAGGCGAUUUGCAUCGAUAUGGGGAUUCAGACUGCACAGACUGCCAACCGGACUGCGAUUUACACCAUUAACCCCAAGGCGAGGAACCGGGUGAACACGGCGUACAUGGUAUGCGUGUUCUGCGGGCAGUUGACAGGUACGGCGGUGGGGAAUAGGUUGUAUGCGCAGGGCGGGUGGAAGUACAGCGCGGGCACCUCCAUUGGAUUCAUUGGAUUGUCGUUGAUCAUCACCAUGCUCAAGGGUCCACGGGAGAAGAGCUGGAUCGGAUGGAGCGGCGGAUUCAAGCUUCGCAAAGACGCGCCGAAAGCUCAGCCGACCUCGCCCGAAGAAGCACAGGGGCCGGUAGAGGAGCCGGUGGAGAAGAAGACGGAUAUCGGCGCCGGUGGUGAUGAGAAUCGGCGGUGA
Messenger RNA from Colletotrichum fioriniae, 1728 nucleotides. RefSeq lists its product as uncharacterized. Lineage: Eukaryota; Fungi; Ascomycota; Sordariomycetes; Glomerellales; Glomerellaceae. Gene Ontology annotation, molecular function: transmembrane transporter activity. The record is from RefSeq and is a predicted model, not a curated record. Gene Ontology annotation, biological process: transmembrane transport.